Messenger RNA from Bactrocera oleae (olive fruit fly), 1854 nucleotides. RefSeq names its product tRNA:m(4)X modification enzyme TRM13 homolog. NCBI's taxonomy places the organism in Eukaryota, Metazoa, Arthropoda, Insecta, Diptera, Tephritidae. Gene Ontology annotation, biological process: tRNA methylation. The record is from RefSeq and is a predicted model, not a curated record.
UAUUGUAAUAACACUUAACACAAAUUUUAUUUUCAUAUUAAUUUAUUUCGAUCACUCUGUACUAACAAAUUAACAGCUGACAUGUUGUUUUUCAGUCAAAUAAUAAGAAACACAAGAAAAGUGAUGGGAACCGAAGUGAAGGCUAAAAAGGCUAAAAUUGAAGAAAAUGCCGGUGAAAUUACAACAAAUUGCGCCCAUUGGGUGCAGCGUAAGAAACGUUUUUGUAAAAUGACAGUAAAAACUGGUGAAAAAUAUUGUGGAGAACAUCAACCGGCGAUUGACACAGCACUACCUGUACAAGAUGAAGCAAGCCCUAAUAAAACCCGGAUACCAUGUCCAUUAGACUCAAAACAUACUGUAUUUAAGAAUAAACUACAAAAACAUCUUAAAAUAUGUAAUGCACGCGACAAAGGUGACACACCGGCUUAUAUUGAUAAGGGCAUUAAUGCUGGCGAGGUUGAUAGCGACGCACCGGAUUAUAGCAAGUUAAGAAUAAAUGAAUUAGCCGAUGAAGAAUUCUACGGAAUAGUGACACGUAUUAAAGAGCUUUAUACGAAGUAUGUUGAAAACAAAAUAGCAUCAUUAGAAUUCAGUCAUAAGUUAUUGGACGAAGAACUGGCUAACACUACAUAUGGCCCGGAAGCGAGAAAGCAUUUGUUGCAGGCAGCGGCUUUACUGGGAAUACUUGAUAACGACCAACAAAUACAACAAUGCACAAGUUAUAUAGAGUUUGGAGCUGGUAAGGGUCAAUUGACUUUUUACCUAGCACAACUGCUGGAAACCAUACCCGAUUCACAAGUUGUGCUUGUUGACCGUAUGUCGCUGCGUCACAAAAAGGACAACAAGAUCGAAGAUCGAACGCUGGUCCAUCGGAUACGUGCAGAUAUUGCUGAUUUUCGUAUGAACGGACUGGAGCUAUUAUGUCGCUCAAAGCGUUGUGUAGCAGUAUCAAAGCAUUUAUGUGGCGCUGCUACGGAUUUGACUUUGCGUUGCAUUACCCAAGAUGUAAGUGACGACUCAAAUGACAAAACACCAAACACUGGCUAUGUAUUAAUAGCGUUAUGUUGUCAUCACCGCUGCGAUUGGCAAGCUUAUGUGGGUAAAAGCUUCUUACAAGCGAACGGACUGACGUGCCGAGAUUUUGCAGUGAUUAGUAAAAUGGCUAGUUGGGCGAUAUGCGGUACCGGUAUGAGUCGUGAACGAAGACGUGCGCUAGAGGAGCAAUCACACACCCCCACGGAAAUUAUCGAUGCCAAUAAGACGCAACAACUGAGUUUGUCUGAGCGAGAGCGCAUCGGUGACAUGUGCAAACGCAUAAUUGACUAUGGUCGACUGCAGUAUUUGACAGAACAUGGUUUUGAAGCGGAGCUUAAAUACUAUGUUGCGCGUGAUGUGACACUGGAAAAUGUUUGUUUGCUAGCCAGAAAACCCAGAGAAUGUUAAUAAAUAGAGAAGGCGCAAAUGUUAGUUGUGCUAAAAUGUAAAUUAUUAAAAGGGAACAUCGAAAAUACGCAAAUUCGAUAAUUCAAUCACACCACAUCAAACAGGUACCUUCCCCUCAUGAUAAUCGAAUUCAACAAACCACUACUCAAAGCAGGAACCAAGUAAAUUUUCACCACCUUAUAAAGGAACGGCUAAUAUAUGUAUGCGCAGAUGUUCUUUGGCAUGCGUGCUAAGAAAAAUUAGAAUAACAAAAAGAAAUAACUGAUUUUGAAGAUCAUUUAUAUAAUGAGGAAAUUAAAUAAAAAGAAAUUUUAUAAAAAAGGUUUACAUAAAUUAAAAAGGAGUAAAACUACAUCUGUGCUAGGAUGUGUAUUUGCAAAAACGGAACGGACCCGGAUCUUAUCCGACCAA